CCGACAAUGAGCCCGCGUGUGACCCCCUAUGCCAGUUUGGCGGUAGGCUCUACUUCACAACCUUUCCUGACCCGGCUCCCGCGCAAAACGUGUUAAAUUCCGAGUGUACCAACACGCGUGUCUUACCCGUCCGUGGCCAGUCGAACACAUUCAACCAACGUCCAACGAAUGAGAGCGCAUACUUUUAUUUCUUCACAAUCGACGAUCAGCUGCGCUACCUUUCGUUCUUCAAGGACUGGGGACCACUAAACAUUUCGAAGGUGUAUAAGGCGUGUAUCCUGAUACAUGAGCUGUUGGAGGAUGAGGAACUCAAGAAGCACAAUCUCGUGUUAUACACAUCAGACUGCCCAAUGAAUAAGGCCAACUCUGCGCUGAUAAUGGCUCUUUAUGUUAUGAUCGUGCAGAAAAAAGCACCUUGGGAGGCGUUCCAACCUCUAGCCGAACUGGAGUUCCGACCUUUUCGCGACGCAGGGCGAGGUUUCUCGGACUUCAACCUUAGCAUCCAGGACUGUCUAUGGGGAAUGUGGAAGGCGAUGCAGAAUGGGCUGUGUGAUAUGAACGAGUUUGACGUGGAAGACUACGAGUUCUACGAGAAGGUCGAAAAUGGUGAUUGGAACUGGAUAACGCCUGGAUUUAUAGCGUUCGCAAGCCCCGUGGAACAUGGCUAUGUGAACAAUUCGUGUCGUUCACCCGAGGGUCCGUGUAGGUUGUCCGCGGCCACUAAAAAGUGUCUUGAUUACUUUGAUGCGCGGGGCGUCAAACUUGUCGUGCGGUUGAACAACAAGCUUUACGAUAAGCAACAUUUCCUGGAUCGUGGUAUCCGACACGAGGAGCUUUACUUCGAUGAUGGGACUAAUCCCACUGAUGAGAUCGUACGAAAGUUCAUUAACCUUUCGGAUGAAGUGGUUGAAUCUGGUGGAGCCGUCGCGGUACAUUGUAAAGCUGGAUUAGGGCGAACAGGUACUCUAAUCGGAGCUUAUCUGAUAUGGAAAUACGGCUUCACUGCAAACGAGGCAAUCGCAUUCAUGCGUAUUAUCCGACCAGGCAGCGUAGUAGGUCCACAGCAACAAUACAUGUACGUCAAGCAGAUGGAAUGGAUAAAAUGGUCUGCUGUGGACGAGAUGCGCCGCGCGGAGGCCCAAGCUGCUGCUGCCAUUGCGGCUGCGGCUGUUGUCACGCCUGCAACGCCUCCAGCGGAGACGGAUGAGGAAGUGGAAAUGAAGGAAACUGAGAGUGUGGCCGUUGCUGUUGUUGCGAUGCCCUCAACCCCGAAGAUGACCGUUCCACCUGUAACACCGAGUAAACAUGUUACUGCUGCCACUGCGAGGACGCGCGCUAUCGAGCCUCCAGGCCAACCUCGGAAAACACCGCUACAGAAGCGCACUGCCGAAGCUGCAGCUGUCGACGAGAGCGAAGAGUCGGAGGAGGAUGAGAUCAAUGCGCUACCUUCUAUCACAAGUACUCGUACUCGCGCGAAAACACAGUCGACUUUACCGUCGCGAACAAUAGCGCGGCGCAUACAGCCAGCCUCAGAACAACGUCCGGCACGGGUAACACGUUCUUCUGCCGCAGCAGCCGCAAACGGGAUCCGAAGACCUGCUACCACUGCAUCGACUGCUAACGUACCGUCCUCCCCAACAAAAGGGACUGGGAACGGUCCGAGUCCGAAUAAGAUUCCGCGUUUGGCACAGGUGAGAGCGAGUCCACCACCUACCACGCGGAGCACGACAUCGAUGGGUAUGCGAACACGAUUGCAAGCGCCUGCAGCAUCUCGCCUUCCGACACUUGCAGCCAAUGGGCGAAAGGCAAACGCCGCUUCUGGGACUGCAGUGAAUGGAAAGGUGGAGAAAGGCAAGACUGGAGCUGGGAAAGGAGAUGCUGGGAAAGAUGCGAAUCAACAAUCAGAUGCGUGGAUGAAGACGAACUCGAGUGCGGUUGUUAAGCCUGGUACGAAGUCGGAGAGACCGGGGUUGAGAAGUGUGAGGAGACGAAGGAGCAGCUUUAGUGCUGCUGAUGUCGUUGCUUGAUUAUUUUCUUCUUUUCUCAUGGUUUCUAUUUCAUUUGUCUCUUUUUCUUUCUUGUGUAAAGCGUUUCCCGUUGCUUGGAUUACCAACAGCAAUCCCCAUAGAAUACCUGGAGCAUCAAGUAUCAAACAUCAUCAUCAUCUCAACCUUUCUUCUCUUGCUUUCUCUUGACUUUCUCGGUCCUCACGUCAGUGCGUUGUUCAUGUGCAUACCUUUAACGUUUUUAUUUAUCUCUCGUCCUCCACGUCUCUUGCUAGUCGUCUUGCUUUCGACCUGACCUUUUUUCUCUUUCUCUUCUUUAUUCCUCUUACGAUUGCAGCAUACACACAAAUGUCCCAUCAUCUCCCUUCCACUCACGCGAUCAAGUUAAAGUUCACCUGUCUUGUCCAUCUC
Messenger RNA from Fomitiporia mediterranea MF3/22, 2417 nucleotides. Its product is annotated as phosphatases II. Gene Ontology annotation, cellular component: mitotic spindle; spindle pole; nucleolus. The record is from RefSeq and is a predicted model, not a curated record. NCBI's taxonomy places the organism in Eukaryota, Fungi, Basidiomycota, Agaricomycetes, Hymenochaetales, Hymenochaetaceae. Gene Ontology annotation, molecular function: protein tyrosine/serine/threonine phosphatase activity; protein serine/threonine phosphatase activity. The transcript is spliced from 5 exons. Gene Ontology annotation, biological process: microtubule cytoskeleton organization; regulation of exit from mitosis; positive regulation of cytokinesis. The coding region runs from base 351 to 2027 and encodes 558 amino acids.